This is a messenger RNA of Actinia tenebrosa (Australian red waratah sea anemone), 2060 nucleotides long. RefSeq lists its product as uncharacterized. The record is from RefSeq and is a predicted model, not a curated record. NCBI's taxonomy places the organism in Eukaryota, Metazoa, Cnidaria, Anthozoa, Actiniaria, Actiniidae.
UCACUAUCGCCUGGACCGAUUUGGACCAUGCUAUGCAUGUACGAAAGGUUAUGUGUGUACCAAUGAGGGCGUUAACCUAGCACCUGGAUUCUACUGGGUGUGGGAAAGUAAUGACACUUUACAAAACUACCUUGCCUUUAAAGAUGACUUGAACAUUACUGGAGAAAAUUACAAAACAAGAAAAUUCAAAGGAAACGUUCCAGAUGCUCACGCCUGCCCUUCUGCGCACACUUGCCUCGGAGGAAGCAUGGCCUCGUGUGCCACAGGUUAUACAGGACCUUUGUGUGCUGUUUGUAAUAAGGGAUACACUAACGUGAUGGCACAAUGUCGACCGUGUCCAUCUCUUCCAUGGAUCAUAGCUCAAGCAGUUUUAUUUGUGAUAUUCGUCGUCAUACUCUUGGGACUCAGUAUUUGGAAAACAAAGAAGGAAUCAAAAGAUAUGACAGAUCCAUCAAGGUCGAUUUCAGAUAUUUUUCUGGCAAGGCUUAAGAUCAUCAUCGGUUUCUAUCAAGUUUCUUCAGGCACGUUUGAAUCGUUCUCGUAUGUCAACUGGCCAGCACCCAUUCUUAUCGUUAUGAAAUACGCCAAAGCUGUUCAGUUGAACCUUCUUCAAAUAGUCCCCUUGAACUGUAUCCAUGACCAAAUAAAAACAGAUGCUUACACGUAUUUCUUGACAAGUGUCGUCAUAACAGUUGCUGUUGCAGUCACUGGCAUCUUGCUGAACACUGUCAUUACGUUCUACGCUAACAGGAMAUCCUUUUCUAGUACAAGAGAAAAACAGAGRAAAUUCGCUGAAUAUAAACAGAGGAGUAACCGAUGUUUGAUCCUGAUCCUUUUCAUUACUUUCCCAUCGACGUGCACCAGUGUCUUCCAGAUGUUGCCUGCUGCAUGUCACAGGAUCUGCUCGUAUGAUGACCAGAACUGUAAAUCAUACCUCAAAGCUGAUUACUCAGUACAGUGUGACACAGAAAAACAUCAAAUCUAUGGGACCCUGAGCACAGUGACAUUACUGUAUUGCACUGGCUUACCAUUGGCUCUCUUCUUGGUUCUCAAACGUGCACGAGGGAAAAUAAAGAAAAACAGUGUCAUCUUGAGCAGCCUUCGUUUUCUGUACGAAAACUACUCACCCAGCUGUUGGUUCUGGGAAAUCUUAGAGCUGGUGCGAAAAAUGUGUUUAAGCGCGAUACUGAUAAUGAUGAACGCUGAGAGCCGAACAAGUUUGGGCUUAACUGCAAUGUUAUCAGGUCUGUGUUCUGUUUCCUUUGCACUCUACAAGCCGAUCGAAGACACGUUUGAGCACUGGUUACAACUAGUAUCCCUGUUGGCAAGUUCUGUUAACUUUACUGUCGGGAUGUUGAUGAAAAUUCCCAAGGAAGAUUCGUCGUCAGGAAUUACAAGCACAGCUGAUGAGCUUACAAUUACAGUCAUGCUGAUCGGAACUAAUGCUGCAGUGAUCAUCAUCAUUAUAACUCAAUAUCUGUCAAGUAUCGUGGCUAAAAUCAAUAACUUGAAGAAAAAUCCUCGAUGUAACACAUCGUGCUGUCUUGAGGUUCUUCAACUGGUCAGCGAAGCACAUGGCGAAGUAACAGCCAUUUGUAGUGAGCCGAGAAUAAUGAAGCAGGAUACGAGCGGGAAAAAUGACAAUAUCGAGACACUUGGCGAUUGCCCCAGUAACAUUCGGGACAUUUUAGUCCAAGACAAUGGACAUGAACAAGAUAAAGCUAAUAAUCAGGAAAGCAAGGCAAUGGAUACUAAAUUUUAGGCAGGGGAGCUCGCCUCAUCAUCCAAACUAUCUGCGCGUAGGAAUUUUUUUUCUUUUUUUGCUUUUGUCAAGCAUAAAUUCAUUUGAUGUCGGAACUGAUAAAUAAACAUUCCAGAGGACAGAUUGGAAAAAAAAUCUCUUCUCGUAAGAUUGGUUUGCAUGUCAAGCUUGCAUAAAUAGCUGUCGCUCAAAAACAAAAUCAAUAUUACGUAGAUUCAAGCUCGCGAGCUGGUUAACUUAGUCCAAUACACCUUCUCGACUCGGGCGUAAUGUUUUCCCAUUUCAGACCUGGUGUCAU